Molecule: messenger RNA, 2394 nt
Organism: Pleurotus ostreatus (oyster mushroom)
Lineage: Eukaryota; Fungi; Basidiomycota; Agaricomycetes; Agaricales; Pleurotaceae
Product: substrate-specific activator of APC-dependent proteolysis
Exons: 20
Coding region: 1-2394 (797 amino acids)
Molecular function (GO): flavin adenine dinucleotide binding; oxidoreductase activity, acting on CH-OH group of donors
Source: RefSeq, a predicted model, not a curated record
AUGUUCUUCGCAUUCGGUUUCUAUUCGCCAGAUACCCUCAGGCUCGAAGCCAGUGUUUUAAAUACCACUGGCGAUCGUGUGGUAGUCAACCUCAUCCUUUCCUCCAAAUAUGCGUCUUCGCCCCUUGCCCAGGUCGCUUCGACGUUUAUCGAUCCCGACACCGGGAUCCCCUUUAUGGGGAUUACCGACCCAGUCCAUCGUGUCUCCUACGGCAUAGUCCUCCCCCCUCUGGCGACCUCGGGCUCAAACCCCACGGAAUUCAUUGCUUCGAUCACAUCACCGAUCGCUGGACAAUGGGUCGGUCUUGCCCUUGGUGGUGCCAUGUUGCAGAAUCUACUCCUGGUCGCUUGGCCAAAUGGCAACUCAGUUGUCCAUUCGACGCGUAUGGCUGCUACAUAUGACCAACCUACUCCAUAUGCGGGACCGGUCAUCACAGAUUUGCAGCACACGAUGGUUAACGCUACUCACUGGAAGUGGGUAUUCAGAUGCCAAAACUGCACCAACUGGGGUACUGGCGGCUCUCUCCCUGUUUCUGGUGGAGGUGUCUUGGCUUGGGCAUACUCUUCUGCUCCGGUUACUACUCCCUCAAACCCUAACUCCGACUUCCUCGAGCACACUGACUUUGGCUUCUUCGGUAUCAGCUACGCGGAUGCGCACGCGAGUCAAGCAGACUAUGAUAACUGGGCUGCUGGUGGUACCGGCGGCGGCAGUGGAACACCCACCUCCCAACCGCCCACCACCCCUACCUCCCAACCAACUGUUUCGGCUACUCCCUACGACUAUAUUGUCGUUGGCGCUGGACCGGGUGGUCUCGUUACUGCUGAUCGUUUAUCCGAAACUGGCAAAAAGGUCUUACUUCUCGAGCGUGGUGGUCCUUCUACAUGGGAAACGGGAGGUCGCUACCAACCUGACUGGCUCGCUGGACAACCAUACACCAAAUUUGAUGUUCCAGGUCUGUUCGAAUCCAUGUUCUCGGACGGCAAUCAGUUCUGGUGGUGCAGGGAUAUCAACGUCUUCGCUGGCUGCCUCCUAGGUGGCGGAAGUACUAUCAAUGGCGGUUUGUACUGGUAUCCCCCCGACUCUGAUUUCUCAGUGGCCAAUGGAUGGCCUAGCUCCUGGGCCAAUCAUGCCCCAUAUACCCAGAAAAUGAAAACCCGUCUUCCCAGCACAGAUCAUUCGUCGAUGGAUGGAAUUCGCUACCUCCCGCAAUCGUUCAAUGUAGCGAAGAGGUUGCUGGACCCGCAAGGUUAUCGCCAACUCACUAUCAACGAUGAGCCCAACCAAAAGGACCACGUGUAUGGCUACUCUUCAUUCUUCUUCCAAGGCGGCAAGCGUACAGGCCCCACCGGUACCUACUUCAAGACCGCGAAAGCCCGACCCAAUUUCACAUACCGCGACUACACUUUCGUUAAUAGCAUCAUCCGAAACGGCACAAAGAUCCUUGGUGUUCAGACCAACGACACGAGUCUCGGACCCAAUGGUUUCAUCCCCGUAACACCCAACGGUCGCGUCAUCCUCUCUGGUGGUUCCUUCGGAUCCCCUCGUCUCCUCUUCUCUGCUGGUAUUGGCCCCACCGACAUGCUUACCAUUGCCCAGGGCGACUCAGUUGUCGGCCCCAAGAUGCCACCACAAGCGCAAUGGAUCAACCUUCCGGUGGGUGAAAAUGUCCAGGAUAACCCCUCCAUCAACUUGGUUUUCACCCACCCCGAGAUUGACGCAUACGAGAACUGGGCGGAAAUUAUGUCGGACCCCCGACCAGCAGACGCCGCUCAAUAUAUCUCCAGCCAGUCUGGUGUCUUCGCUUCCUCUUCCCCAAGGAUGAACUUCUGGCGCGCGUAUGGUGGUAGCGACGGAAAGACUCGAUGGCUUCAAGGCACUGUCCGCCCUGGCGCUGCCUCAGUUACCACAUCCUACCCUUAUAACACUUCUCAAAUCUUCACCAUCACAACAUACCUAUCCACGGGUAUCACUUCAAAGGGCCGUAUCGGAAUUGAUGUAGCCCUCCGCCCUCGUGUCUUGGUUGAACCGUGGUUCACCGACCCCAUCGACAAGGCAGUUCUACUGCAGGGCAUUAACGACAUCGUCGCCAGCGUUGGUAAUGUGUCUGGAUUGACGUUGAUCACUCCGGAUAACACUACCACCAUCUCUGCAUACGUCAACAACUACGGAACUGGAAAUAUGAAUUCCAACCAUUGGAUCGGUGCCAACAAGUUGGGAACAAGCGCGUCGAACUCUGUCGUCGACGCCAACGCCAAGGUCUUUGGUACUGACAAUCUCUUCGUUGUGGAUGCUUCCAUUAUACCUUCCAUGCCCAUGGGAAAUCCACAAGGCGCGAUCAUGGCGACAGCAGAACAAGCUGUUGCGAAAAUCAUUGCUUUGGCCGGCGGACCCUAA